AUGGGGUUUCUUUCCUCACUGUCACAAAUGCUCGGUGUUGGACGACGACAAGUGAAUGUCAUCGUUGUAGGACUCGAUAACUCAGGAAAGACCACAAUGCUCAACUACUUGCGAACACCAGAUACGAGGACCAGCCAAGUCGUGCCAACAGUAGGCUACUCCGUCACAAAUUUUGUCACAGAAAACUUCAGCUUCACAGCAUUUGAUAUGGCUGGACAAGGAAAAUACCGUAACUUAUGGGAAACAUACUACGCAAGUGCACAAGCGGUCAUUUUUGUUGUGGAUAGUGCGGACAAAUUACGAAUGGCAGUGGCACGAGACGAGCUGUUUAUGAUACUUGAUCAUAAGGAUAUUACUGGGCGACAGAUUCCCAUUCUUGUGUUGGCAAACAAGAUGGACGCUAAAGAUGCUCUGACUGCAGCAGAAAUCUCGACAAGUCUAGGGUUGGACCUAAUCCGGGGCCAUAAAUGGAAUAUCCAUGCGACAUGUGCGCUGAACGGGGCUGGCAUUCAGCGAGCACUUGAAUGGCUCUCAAAAGAAAUCAAAACUUAUUUGGAUUCACUGAAGUAA
Molecule: messenger RNA, 570 nt
Organism: Cylicocyclus nassatus
Lineage: Eukaryota; Metazoa; Nematoda; Chromadorea; Rhabditida; Strongylidae
Source: the annotation of a GenBank genome assembly